Molecule: messenger RNA, 687 nt
Organism: Lachancea fermentati
Lineage: Eukaryota; Fungi; Ascomycota; Saccharomycetes; Saccharomycetales; Saccharomycetaceae
Source: the annotation of a GenBank genome assembly
AUGAGACAAUUCAACGUAAGCUAUUUAGCCGUGGUCCGAGGGGAUAAUUUAGUGUCGAAAUACUACAGGAGCGAGCAAUCGGAGUACGGCUCCAUUGGGAAGGCAGGCAAACAUGCUACUCCAGAAGUAUUCGAGAGGUUAGUCAAAGAAAUGGUGCUUCCAAAAGUAGUCCACUUGGAUGGCAAUAAAGUGACCAAAGUCUCGACGACAUUGUUAGACGGUUUCGACUGUUAUUAUGGAACAUCAGACAACAGUACUGUGUAUGUAUGCUUCACGACUCAUGAUAUGCCCAAGAUUUUGCCCCUCCGUGUCUUGGCAGAGCUCAAAUCCAUGGAAAAUGAGACUGAUAAACAGCUAGAUGAAAAUAUCCAACUUAUUAUUCGGCAAUUUCAAGAAGAACUACUGUCGUAUCACGAUUCAGGCCCUGCUGAAGCGACAGAGCAAGACUUACAAGAAAUUAUUCAGAUUAUGAAUGACAAUAUUGAUAAGUUUCUUCAGCGACAGGAGCGAGUAUCUCUAUUAGUAGAUCGCACUUCAAAGCUGAAUCAAUCGAGUUACAACUUUAAACGAAAAGCUGUGCGAAUUAAGACUAAGAUGUGGUGGCAAAAUAUCAAGUUAUGCUCCACUUUGGUACUGGUUGGGUUGAUCUUAAUUUUCCUCAUUUGGGUUGUUGUACAUUUUGCUUAA